AAAUUUUAAAAAAAGGAUCUGUCUGUGUCUAUGCUAUAAAUGUCAAAUGAUGUUAUUGUGGUGUAGAGUAGAGGCUAGUGUAGUUUAUCUAGGUGAAGAAAUGUCAGUUCUAAGCUAAUUGAUGUAUAUUUCUUUGUAAAUACAACGAGACGAAUGGCUCGUUACUAAUAGCAGUAGUUCAUGUAUCGGCCCUAGCGGAAGCGCUGGUUUCAUCUAGGCAUGCACCGCGACCGCGGACGAUGAGCGCGGGCGCGCCGACGCGCUGCCGGGUGAGCCCCGAGCAGCUGCAUGUGCUGCUGUCGUUCAUGGAGGAGCACCGCGACUUUGCGGCCGGCAAGCAGUCAGUGUACUCGCGCUUUAGCGCCUGCAAGCUGUGGCGCCUGCUGGCCGAGCGGCUCAACGGCGCCGCCGACGAGUCUGGCGGAGCGCACAAGUCGCCUGACAAGUGGUGCCGGUAUUGGGCAGAUAUCAAGUACAGAGCUCGCAAAAAGUGGGCAGCUGGGGAAUCUCUGGGCGACCUAUCUAGUGUAGAGGAACGACUUCAGAGCAUUCUUGGCACCAGAACAAGUGAUUGUUCUAGCAUGUUGUCCGCGUCGGUAACGCGCCUGUGUGCAGCGGGCGCGCGCGGCGCGGGCGCGGCGCUGUCGGACGAGGCGGACGAGCGCCGCGACGACGACGCGUACUCGGAGCAGGAGUGCGCCGACGCGCCGCGCCUCGCCACCGAGGAGCUGCUGGCCGAGGCCGCCAUGCGCAGCGCGCUGGCCGCCGAGAAGCAGGCCGAGGCCGUGGCGCAGGGCGUGGAGCUGCUGCGCGAGCUGGUGGCGUUGCUGCGCGCGCCCGACCAGCUGGCGCAGCACCGCCUCUAGCGCAGGCGCAGCGCG
Molecule: messenger RNA, 881 nt
Organism: Pararge aegeria (speckled wood butterfly)
Lineage: Eukaryota; Metazoa; Arthropoda; Insecta; Lepidoptera; Nymphalidae
Exons: 3
Coding region: 240-866 (208 amino acids)
Source: RefSeq, a predicted model, not a curated record